This is a messenger RNA of Penicilliopsis zonata CBS 506.65, 1233 nucleotides long. RefSeq lists its product as hypothetical. The transcript is spliced from 5 exons. The record is from RefSeq and is a predicted model, not a curated record. Gene Ontology annotation, molecular function: O-methyltransferase activity. Lineage: Eukaryota; Fungi; Ascomycota; Eurotiomycetes; Eurotiales; Aspergillaceae. Bases 53 to 1174 code for a protein of 373 amino acids.
CCCAAAUAGCGAGCCGGUCGUACAACAGCAGACACCGCCCGGUUCGCCUAUCAUGGCUCCCCCAUUGCUUCCAGGUCCCGCCAUUGCAUCAGUCGUGACGAACGCUGCUGCUCUGGGAUUCGUCCCUGUAGCAAUCUAUUUUGAUCUUUUUGCGAUCUUGACCGGCAUCGGCAAACCGGCCAGUGCAAGAGACCUCGUGGAGGCCUGGGACAAGCAGCGGCGUGAUUCCGCUUCAAAUGAGGGACAAUUAUCCGUUCAGCUGGCAGCGGACACGCUUUACGUGAUGGCUGGACUAGGAUUCGUCGACCUCGUGGAAGACAAUGUCUUUGUAGCGAACUGUAUCACAAAACACCUGGUCAACAUGCCGUCUGCCCAACAUGGGGCUCUCCACUUUACCACCGAAGCUCUCCUCGGAGGCGCACUCUUAUUACAGAAGCUCAAGGACACCAACUUUGAAUACCCGUUCAAAGAAGCAGAGACGCCUUUUCAGCACAUUUUUCAACUUACCGGGAACGAGAGGCUUGCUCGGAUGCACACUUACUCGAUCAUGGAGCAUCAAGGCCGCAUGGAUAGCUUCAACCAAUUCAUGGUUGGCAAGUUUCACAAGUUUGGCAAGAUGCCCUGCCGUGUCAAGGGGUAUGGCUACAACCUUGAUGCCGUGAUUAAUCAAGACCAUUCGGUCACGAUAGUUGACAUUGCCGGUGGUCGAGGCGAACUGCUUCUAGAGAUCAAAGAGGAGUAUCCCCAUCUAGGACGGGAAAACCUGAUCCUGGAAGAGUUCAAUGCGGAGGUCAACGGUUCAACUUUGCCCGAUCUGACGGUGGUGGUGUGGAACUUCAAGCAGCCGAACAGUCCUCAGCCCGUAGAAGGAGCAAACAUCUAUCUUCUCCAGCAUAUUCUGCACAAUCUCCCCGACCUGGAAGCAAUUUCCCUGUUGCAGAAGCUGGCAAAGGCCAUGGCUCCGUCAUCACGGUUGUUGAUCCAGGAAUUUCCGAAGAACUUAUCGUACGCCGGGAUGCAUGCGACGAUGAUCUGUCUGUACGGCGGCCGUGAACGCAGCCCUGCUGAGUGGCGCCAGAUGGCUGCCCUGUCAGGAUUGGAGAUUACCUUCGAGGCUUGGGCGGCACAGGGUGAAUCCCUGUUGGAGAUGAGGAAGAUAGCGCCAACGCAAUGAAAUAGCACAGCCACUCAGCUAGCGAGAUAACAGAAUUCACCAAUUGUUUCUUCCUGAUA